UCCCCCUCUUUUCACCCCCAUACUGGUUUAUACUGGUUUGUACUGGUUUGUACUGGUGCGCAGGCAGCGCGGGGGACACCGGUGUCGUUCAACGAGAACGGAGACGCUCCGGGACGUUAUGACAUCUUCCAGUUUCAGGGCGGGAACGGGAGCGGCGCUUAUCGGAACGUGGGGCAGUGGGUGCAGGGGCUGCGCCUGCAGGCGGACGCCAUGCGCUGGGGCCCCAACUCCUCGUCCCCCCCUCGCUCCGUUUGCAGCCUCCCGUGCGGUCCCGGCGAACGGAUGAAACCCGUUAAGGGCGUUCCGUGCUGUUGGCACUGCGAACUCUGCUCCGGAUACCAACACCGCGUGGACCUCCUCACCUGCCAACCGUGUCCUCUCCACCUCCGCCCCACCCGCGACCGCACCGCCUGUCGCCCCACUCCGGUUCUCCGACUCCGUUGGGCCGAUCCGUGCGCCGCCGUCCCGUUAGCGGUGGCCACCGUAGGGUUAACGGCCACCGCUUUCGUGGUGGUCACCUUCGGAAGGUACCACCAAACGCCCAUCGUCAAAGCAGCCGGAAGGGAAUUGAGUUACGUUCUCCUGGUGGGAAUCGCUUCCGUUUACGCCAUUACUUUCGUCAUGGUGGCCGAACCCGGCGUGGGGGUUUGCGCCAUGAGGAGGUUCUUCUUGGGUCAAGGGAUGACCCUCACUUACGCCGCUCUCCUCACCAAAACCAACCGCAUCUACAGGAUCUUCGAGCAAGGGAAGCGCUCGGUGACUCCUCCGCGCUUCAUCAGCCCCACCUCGCAGUUGGUCAUCACCUUCACCUUAAGCGGUCUCCAAGCGGUGGGCGCCGCCCUUUGGCUUCUCCUUUACCCUCCGUACGCCCUCGUCGAUUACGAGAUGGGACGAACUCCCGACCCCGAAGACGCCCGCGGGGUCCUCAGGUGUGACAUGGCCGAAGGUGGGACCUUGGCCUGCUUGGCCUACGCUCUUCUCCUCAUGUUGACCUGCACGGUCUACGCCGUCAAAGCUCGUGGUGUCCCCGAGACCUUCAACGAAGCCAAACCCAUCGGUUUCGCCAUGUACACCACCUGCGUCGUCUGGUUGGCCUUCGGCCCCAUCUUCUUCGGAGCUGCUCAGUCGGCCGAGAGGGUCCACGUGCAGACGGCGACGCUGACGGUGUCCAUGAGCCUUUCGGCUUCGGUCCCUUUGGGGCUCCUCUACGCCCCCAAAGUUUGGGUCAUUCUCCUCCACCCCGAACGCAAUCAGCCCCGAAGGCCCCGCGGGGACCCUGCCCCAUAGCGCCCCACACUUGGGGGGCAGGAGGGACCCCUGACCCCAGGGGAGACCCCAAAGUCCACCCUGACCCACACUUGGGGGGCAGAAGGGUCCCCUGAGCCCAUAGGAGACCCCAAAGUCCAUUCUGACCCACACUUAUGGGGCAGAAGAGACCCCUAAAUCCACCCCGACCCACACUUGGGGGGCAGAAGGGACCCCUGAGCCCAUAGGAGACCCCAAAGUCCACUCUGACCCACACUUAUGGGGCAGAAGGGACCCCUAAAUCCACUCUGACCCACACUUGGGGGGCAGAAGGGAUCCCUGAGCCCAUAGGAGACCCCAAAGUCCACUCUGACCCACACUUAUGGGGCAGAAGAGACCCCUGAGUCCACCCUGACCCACACUUAUGGGGCAGAAGAGACCCCAAAGUCCACUCUGACCCACACUUGGGGGGCAGAAGAGACCCCAAAGUCCACCCUGACCCACACUUGGGGGGCAGAAGGGACCUCUGAGCCCAUAGGAGACCCCAAAGUCCACUCUGACCCACACUUGGGGGGCAGAAGAGACCCCUGAGUCCAUAGGAGACCCCUGAGUCCACUCUGACCCACACUUGGGGGGCAGAAGGGACCCCUAAAUCCACUCUGACCCACACUUGGGGGGCAGAAGGGACCUCUGAGCCCAUAGGAGACCCCAAAGUCCACCCUGACCCACACUUAUGGGGCAGAAGAGACCCCUGAGUCCACUCUGACCCACACUUGGGGGGCAGAAGGGACCCCUGAGCCCAUAGGAGACCCCAAAGUCCACUCUGACCCACACUUAUGGGGCAGAAGGGACCCCAAAGUCCACCCCGACCCACACUUGGGGGGCAGAAGAGACCCCUAAAUCCACCCUGACCCACACUUAUGGGGCAGAAGAGACCGCCGACCCCAGGGGAGACCCCAAAGUCCACUCUGACCCACACUUAUGGGGCAGAAGAGACCCCUGAGUCCAUCCUGACCCACACUUGGGGGGCAGAAGGGACCCCAUAGUCCACCCGGACCCACACUUAUGGGGCAGAAGGGACCUCUGAGCCCAUAGGAGACCCCUAAAUCCACUCUGACCCACACUUAUGGGGCAGAAGGGACCCCUGAGUCCACUCUGACCCACACUUGGGGGGCAGAAGAGACCCCUGAGUCCACCCUGACCCACACUUGGGGGGCAGAAGGGACCGCCGACCCCAGGGGAGACCCCAAAGUCCACUCUGACCCACACUUGGGGGGCAGAAGAGAUCCCUGAGUUCACUCUGACCCACACUUGGGGGGCAGAAGGGACCCCUGAGCCCAUAGGAGACCCCAAAGUCCACUCUGACCCACACUUGGGGGGCAGAAGGGACCCCUGAGUCCACCCUGACCCACACUUGGGGGGCAGAAGGGACCCCUGAGCCCAUAGGAGACCCCAAAGUCCACUCUGACCCACACUUAUGGGGCAGAAGGGACCCCUAAAUCCACUCUGACCCACACUUGGGGGGCAGAAGGGACCCCUGAGUCCACCCUGACCCACACUUGGGGGGCAGAAG
Molecule: messenger RNA, 2818 nt
Organism: Cuculus canorus (common cuckoo)
Lineage: Eukaryota; Metazoa; Chordata; Aves; Cuculiformes; Cuculidae
Product: metabotropic glutamate receptor 6-like
Exons: 4
Biological process (GO): regulation of synaptic transmission, glutamatergic; G protein-coupled glutamate receptor signaling pathway
Cellular component (GO): membrane
Molecular function (GO): adenylate cyclase inhibiting G protein-coupled glutamate receptor activity
Source: RefSeq, a predicted model, not a curated record